UUAUGUACUAAGUAGACGGUGUUUAUAAGAAUAAUGUUUCUCAGAUGAGUCUGAAGGUAGAAAAACAGCAAGUACAAGAGACAUGGACCGUAACACCCACACCUGGAUACGUUCUGAAAUUUACCGAGGUAAAUAUGAAGGAGGUUUACGGUGAAUCGGAAGAGCAUCGGUGUUUCCUGAAUAUAUGUCACUGUGAACAGCUACCGCCACCGACUGACGAUAUUGAUGAGGAUGAGUUAGCAGCAAGGAUAGAUAAGGGUGAUAUCGGUUAUCGGAUACCAGUCAGCAUUGGGGAGUUGGACAGCGUUGUUGACAGUAAAGGCAGGAAUCAACCAAAGAUUGACGUUCUGGUAAACAGCGUUUUCUAUGAAAAAAGAUUAUCCCCUGCUGCGGCUAAUUUCUUCCGUCAUUUUUUCUGCAUGGUCAUAUGUGAUGCUAUCGAAGAAAAGCACCACCUGAAAUUGGAUCCCAACAAAUGUAUAAAGCUGAAAAAUCGGACAGUCAUGGGCAGUAUAGAGCCAAUGCGAAUUGCAAAAAGACCUGUAGCUCCUGUCAUACAAGAAAUUGCAUCAUCCGAUGUCUCUGCAGAUGUUCAGCCUUUGAAGUUCGCGGAAAUGAAGCAGCCUGAUGGAGUUCGAAUGCGCUUAUUGAAGGGUACCCGUCUCGAAAUUGAGUUGAGCUUACAAGGAGAUUACGAGACAUCGAGGUUACGGUUGAGAAUGAAUCGCGACCGAAUUGUACUGUUGGAAGGCAACACAAGAAGUUUGUACGAUUUUUGUGUACCUUUCUAUAUGGAUACGAAAAAUAUCCAGCACAAGAUUAGCUCUGAUCAUUCGAAGCUGCUAAUUUCUGUUCCCAUCGUCUACACUUGAUCUUCGACAUAGACUAUCUAUAAUAGAAUAGAAAUACUGUCACGUUUUGUUAUCGUUGCUUUCUCAUUGCACGUGCUGCUAACCAGUGAUUCAGGCUAUUAUUGUACGGGUAGAUAGUCAUGUUGUUCUUGUUUGACUUAACAAUCGUUUUAAAUGAAUACGAAAAUUUCCUUUGCAUGUAACGAAGGAGAAAGACC
This is a messenger RNA of Cylicocyclus nassatus, 1069 nucleotides long. The record is from the annotation of a GenBank genome assembly. NCBI's taxonomy places the organism in Eukaryota, Metazoa, Nematoda, Chromadorea, Rhabditida, Strongylidae.